This is a messenger RNA of Maylandia zebra (zebra mbuna), 1180 nucleotides long. Lineage: Eukaryota; Metazoa; Chordata; Actinopteri; Cichliformes; Cichlidae. The record is from RefSeq and is a predicted model, not a curated record.
UGAUGACGAUGAUGGCGUACAGGAAACUGCCGGUUCAAUUGGGCGUGGAUCGUUGCGCAGAUCUGUAAACACUGUUAAUAGUGAACUGGGAUUGUGUAUUACCAUACGCGGUGCAUGUUUGUGUUAUCAGUAAAUCCCUUUAGUCUUUGUCUCGCCGAAGGGCGUGUUUAGUCAGUAGGACUUCAGGAGGUGUGAAGACGCGUACUAAAACAAGGGACUGCACCAAGUCAGCGGACGUGACCUGUGAGCCCUGACCUCCUGUUUACCGAAGAGUUCACUCCAGCCAGAGUCAGCGGGAUGGAGCAGGAGGAGGCUCUGUGCUUUUUGAAGGCAUUUUUGGAGGAGUUUCCAGCUGCUCUGGAGGAAGGCGCUUCACUUCCUGUUAGCCCUCUUAGUCGUAAAUUCACAAUGGAGGAGUUGCAUGGAGAGAGCCUGGAGCUGGGCCUGAGGCUAUUGGCAAACAGGGGUGCUUCUCCAAGACUCGGUGCCCUCCUUUGCCAGGCAGCAUAUUCCCAGCUGCUGCAGACUGACCUUUUACCUUACCAGUGCCCUGAGGAACCUGAAGGUGACCAAGAAGAGAAGGCAGAUGACAAAGCAGUCUUAUUUCAAUCAGAGGCAGUCCAACGCACCUUCCUGAAUAAACUGAUAGAUGUAGCACUGGCGUGGCACAGAAACUUCCCCAAGGUGGCUCUUUGUCCCUCUCGCAACCUCCAGUGCUCCAUUCAUGCCAUCAAAAACACCCGGAGAAAAAUGGAGGACAGACAUUUGGCUUUAGCCGAGUUCAACCAGCUCUUUGGAAUUCAGGAUGAUGUAGAUCGUGCUUACUAUGCUGUGUUUGAUGGCCAUGGAGGGGUGGAUGCAGCAACCUACGCUUCCACUCACCUCCAUGUUGUUCUAAGUAAACAGGAGAUGCUGCAGAGUGAUGCAACCACAGCCUUUAAAACAGCCUUCAAACGCACAGAUGACAUGUUCAGAAACAAGGCCAAGAGAGAGCGUCUCCGGAGUGGCAGCACAGGAGUGGCAGUACUGAUCCAGGAUCAAGAGCUGACUGUUGCUUGGCUGGGAGACUCUCAGGCAAUACUGGUCAGAGAUGGGCAUGUUGUUAGACUCAUGGACCCACAUAAACCAGAGAGAGAGGAUGAGAAACAGAGAAUUGAGGAUCUUGGAGGCUGCAUUACUU